This is a messenger RNA of Gaeumannomyces tritici R3-111a-1, 3137 nucleotides long. RefSeq lists its product as hypothetical. NCBI's taxonomy places the organism in Eukaryota, Fungi, Ascomycota, Sordariomycetes, Magnaporthales, Magnaporthaceae. The transcript has 6 exons. The coding region runs from base 1127 to 2305 and encodes 392 amino acids. The record is from RefSeq and is a predicted model, not a curated record.
AAUUUUUUAACCCUUCCAGUGGGCGUGCAGCGUCCCGUUGGAGCCCCAGUUCUACAGCGACUGGACGAAAAAGAACGGUGAGGUGUGGGAGUCGACAAGAGGGUGACCAAGACUGAGCGUCCCGACUGGGAAACGAGGAAAUUGGACAAGGCGACAGCACAGCGUUUGUCGCGCACAGUGGCAUCGCACCUUUCGGUUCGCGACUCCAUUGUUCCCGCUUCUCCCCCUUUCCCUCGGGUCCUCUCUUUUCUGCUUGCAUUGUCGUGACCAUUCCGUAUCGAACGGUGCCUAUUUUGUCGGAAUCAUUUCUUGGGGGGUUGGGUUUUCUUUGGCUCAUCGUCGAGUGGGUAAGCGCUGGAGAUUGGCCUUUUUUCUUUCUUUUUUCUCUCAUCAUAUUUCCCCCCUCGUCCGUUUCGGUAAGUAGAGUCCGGUCCCGUUCCUUCCACCCAAGUCGAUUUUUGCCGAAGAGCCACAGACAGCUGGCGACGCGCACCCACCGCACCGCAGCGCACUCCCCUGAGCCCAAAUCUCAUCUCCCCUUGGGAUUUCUGGUCGUGCCGCUUGAGCUGCCGGUGCCCGUGGCAAGACACUAGGCCGACGCUUUCACCUCCUCACCUCCGCCCCUCCCCGCAACCCUCCCAGUUCCGUUGUCGUGGCCUGUGUUUUGUCCUUUCGCUGCUCUUCCUUGUCUUCGCUGGCCAUUUGCUGCGACCUCACCUGCAACCCAAGGCACCUGCGAUUUGCUGCCUGGCGCUGCAUCACCCUCCAGCGCAGUCGCUUUUCUUGGACUUUUUAUUGCUGCUGCCUCCUGUCACCGGCCGACCCCUGCAUGGUUGGAUGACGCCGCUGCCGUGCUCGUUACCGCCGGUUCUGGAGGCCUCGAGGCUGACCCGACAGUCACUCUUUUCCUGCCGAUAAGAGGCCAGGACAAACACGCUAGCGACCGGCUCUUUCCUGGAAGACCAAGCGAUCCAUCCUUGGCCAUCGUCGAGUCAGCCAGAUAGCCCGCGGCUCCGUCGCCGACCUCCUGCCUCGGCGCUUUCCUUCGCCGUCGCGAGCCAUCUGACCGCACCCUCCCGAAAGCCUCCGUAUUCCUGGCCGAGCCGCAAACCGCCGCCGCCCCAAAAUGUCAUACUACGAAAACUCGCAGUGGUCUGCCGGGGGGCAAACCACCUGGGAGCACCAGACUCCCCCCGCCCGCUCAGGUGCCAGCUCUACCGUCCCGCGAGAGGAGGCUGCCGCUUUUGUUUCCCAAAUCGAGGAGGUCGAAAAAGCGAUCGACAACCUCGUCAAAAGCGGCAAAAUGUUUACGGUGCCAGGCCGACACAACCACAACCGCAUGCCCUCCGGCCCCAGCUCGCGCCCACAUUCGGUUGGCGGCUUCGAAGAUGCCCGCGGGCCCCAUCAGGGUUCCAACCUCUCCAAUUUUUACGCAAAUCAAAGACACCAGUCUUCGCGAGGCUCCAACGAGGCGGAGCAGAUGAUGCAGGCGAAGCGGAGGAUGGCGGCUCAGCGAGAGCGAGAGCUACGCAACUAUCAUCAAGAGCAGCAAUACAACCGAACGGCUGUUCUCUCGGACAUGAGCAGCUACAACAAGCCCGACCGCACCUUAAGCCCCGGCAGUAACAUGUCCGAGGACGAGCGGCGUGAGCUCAUUGCCCGCCAGCGCAGUGCCCUUUAUGGCGAAGGCCUCCGCGGACCCUCGCCGCUCGCGUACGAGUACGGUCGUACCCCGUCGUCGAACCAAGGCGAUGCCCAGUCACAACAGCAGCAGCCUCAGGGGCCCGGUGCCCCCGAGGGGUCUCAAGCUGCCAUGGUGGCCGCCAACGACCGGUCCCGCGCCAACUCGAAUGCGAGCCCCUUGUCCAACGCCGGCUCCAGGGCCGCCUUCGAUGCGCCGCCGCCGCAGUCGCAGCAGUCGCAACAGGGAGGUGCGCCCAUCACCAGGGCAAGCACCUCUUCGCCCAACGGGUCGCCGAGUAACAACAAGCAGUCGGCCGGGGGUGCGGCGGUCGCGCCGAUCGGCACCAGGCCUUCUGGGGCCGGCUCGCCGUCAAACCCGGCGCUUGCCAACAAGCAGCGGUCGACAACUCCACUGCCAUCGCCACUGAGCCACGGCUACAGCGCGUCCUCUACCGGUAACGGUGAUGACAAGUCCGGCAAUGUUGGUUCGUCCAACACCCCGCAGUCGGCGACUGCCGGGCCCGAGAGUGGCAAUGUCGGCAUCUCGGGCUGGGGCGGGCGGCCUGGCGUCUGGGGCAACAAGUCCGGCCUCGGCUCGGUCCAGGCCAGCGUCUGGGGCUAGAGUCCCCUGAUGACCUAGCCGUCGCCGGGACACCCGAAGCAGAGACCGACUCUGCGGCGGUUCCAAGGACAUGCUCGUCGUUUCUUUCAUGACAGAUUUUCUGGUGCAUUUAGUGCUUCUGCGGUUUCUUCGCAGUACAUAUGGCGUCAGUGUCUCGCUUUGUUACUUAAAUGGGGCCGGCACGGGCAAAGCAGCAUUACAUAUAUACGGGCGAAGGUGGUGGGAAGGGAUGUUCUUUCUUGGGUGCGAAACAUGGAGAGCAAACCAAUCGGAGUCAUCUUUUUGGUGUUUUUGGGACUGAGUUUGGGAACAAGUGGGUGGGCAGGAAGACAAGUUUUUGUGUUUCUCCUUAAAAAGAAGAUUGGGUGCACCUGCUAGUUUGGGGGCAAAGGUGGGAAAAGGGAAGGGGUCUGCAAAGGAGGUUCCGGUUAUCAUCUAAAGCUUAGUUUCUUGCGCUUACAACCCCUGGUAGUAAUGGUGGAGGAAAUAGUGUGGCCUGGGGAUACUGCUUCGUCAUAUUUUGGACUCUGGGGAGGGUUAUAUGGGGGAGUUUUUGCUUUUUUUUUCCUUGCCUGUCUUUGGUCGUCUCACAUCGCUGCAUGGAAUUUCACGUCAUCACCAUAAAAAAACACAUCACAAGCAGCAACCUACAACAUAAGCUGGCGGGCAGGGUAUCAGGGGGAUAGGAGUUUAUCAGAAAGAAAGCAAUUGAUCGGUGUUCUAGGGGGACUAGGGGUGCAUAUUUCUUUCUUGUCAGUACUCGUUGCCAACCGGCCAACCCGCGGGUGCCUCUUCUUUGUGGAUUUGCUUGUGUCAAGAGGUUUGGGAAUGC